Messenger RNA from Anoplopoma fimbria (sablefish), 2608 nucleotides. It is a transcript of the gene cd226, whose product is annotated as CD226 molecule. Gene Ontology annotation, cellular component: external side of plasma membrane. The transcript has 6 exons. Gene Ontology annotation, biological process: positive regulation of T cell receptor signaling pathway; positive regulation of Fc receptor mediated stimulatory signaling pathway; positive regulation of immunoglobulin mediated immune response. The coding region runs from base 7 to 1071 and encodes 354 amino acids. The record is from RefSeq and is a predicted model, not a curated record. NCBI's taxonomy places the organism in Eukaryota, Metazoa, Chordata, Actinopteri, Perciformes, Anoplopomatidae.
GGCAAGAUGGAAGCUGUACAAAAGGACCACUGGUACUUCGUGGUACUCAUCUUUCUUCCUUUUCUUAAAGCUGCAGCCCAGGAGAUGGAGGCUGCUACAGUCCGUCUGGAGGAAGGGAUGGUUCUCAACUGUUUGUGCCCCUGGGACGGCAACCUCAGCAUGGUGUCCUGGACCAAAUUACCAGACAAGAAUAUGGUAGCUGUUUUCCAUCCAGAGUAUGGGGUGGCCUUCUCUGACCGUUACCGGGAAAGGAUAGAGUUCCUGAGGAGCACGCCUAUGGAUGCAAGUAUUUCCAUGAGGAACGUCACUCACCAGGAUAUCGGGGUCUACCACUGCUCUGUUCAGACCUUCCCUCAGGGCCCCUGGACAAAGAACAUUCAGGUGGAAGACUUAGAUGAGCCCCCAGAGGAAGACAACGACACAGAGCCCCCCAGCCCGGAGGUGAUCAAGACGGACACAGAGUUGGUGGCAGAGCCCAACAACAACCUGACCAUCAGCUGUAACCACGAGCACAAUGGUACCGUUUACCAGGUCAUUUUGGAGAAGAUGCCGCAUGGUCAGCCCUGGGGCAUCAUCGGGGUUUGUAAGAAGGUGGAAGGCGGUCUGCUGAGCGAGGACUACAGCGACAGGGGCCAGGUCAGCUGUGCAGAGAGCCUGGACGUCAGUCUGCACCUGACAGGUGUGGUGCCAGAAGAUGGUGGUUUCUACCGCUGUAGCUUCAGCACAGAUGCAGGGUUGAGGGCCACCACAGUGCUGCUCACCGUUUCCCCUCCAGCAGGUGGAUUCAGCCUAUCCAUGUACAUGAUGUAUAUUUACAUUGGGGCUGGAGCUGCUGGGCUUAUUCUACUCAUUGCUAUCAUCAUACUAGCAGUGAAGCACAGGAGAAGGAACAGGAGAGAGGAGUACAGAGUCAAACUGCACCCAUCCCAGAGACAGCCAAACCUCUAUGAGAACAUCUCUGUGUGUUCCAAGAUGACAAAGACGUCCAGGCAGAUACAAAAUUGCCCGAUCUAUGCCAACCUACACACUGUGAGAUCAAACAAAACCAAACGUCAGCUUCGUGACAAAUGAGCAUACAUAAAUAUGAUGUACUGUGUAAUGUCAAUGUGUAGUUUUUUCCACAAACAAAGCUCAUUCGUCUACAGUGGCUUCGGAAUGCAUUCAUACCCCUUCACUUUUUGAACACUUUAUUGUGUUGUAGAUGUCAUUUUCAAUUGCUGAAAUUUGCUCUUUACGUCCCAUCAGUCUACAUUAAAUAAUCCACAAUGACAACGUGAAAACAUGUUUUAAGAAUCAAAAACGUCGUAAUUUAGACGAGUUCAGACCCUUUGCUCUUGCGCUCCAAGUUGUGACCAGGUGCAUCCUGUUUGCUCUAAUUAUCCUUGAGACGUGUAUAGAGCUUGAUUGGAGUCCACCUGUGGCACUUUGCAUUGAUUGGACAUAGUUUAGAAAGGUCUCACUCUGCAUGUCACUUCUACUACUCAAUAAAAUGUGGGACUCAAUACCUUUCUGAGUGAACAUAUAAUGACAAGUGCUGAUUCUAAUUAUUUCAAUAAGAUGCAGAGAGGGACCACACUGAUUAAUAUUCACACUGUGGUUUGAGAUGAGUUAACAAGCUGGUGCUCAUGUAAGUCUCAGAUAGCUGACGGGUUUGUUUGUGUCCAACCCCGCUCCCACUAAUUAAAUGUACUAUGUUCUUCAUAAUUACUGUUGAGGAAAUAUUUGUUUUGUUCAAAACAAUAUUUGACAGUAACCGUCAUGCCGAAAAAGCCGACAAAAGCCUGUAUAAUCAUUCCUUUCACUUCUCCAACCCCCGAGUAAAACGAUUGACAAAAGCCUGUGUAAUUGCUCUCCUUUUACUUUCAUCCCUCCUGGUUUCCAUUCAAAGCCUGACAAUGGUGUCUAAUCAUCUAACGGAAAAGAGAGGCAGUCACUCAGCACUGUACCACCACUUGAGACUGACGCUUUCCCCAAAGGGCUCUUCGUCUAGGUUGGCUGCAUUCUAGUUACAGCAUGCUCUUAUUGUGAAAGCUAAACUCUAAUUAGAUAAUCCUCUGCUUUAGUUUACAGCUCCUUAUACAUUGUCUCUCUACUGUUUAUUGAUGAAUGUGUUGGCUCCUUUUUUACUCUGCGUCUUGAACUUAUAAUUGUUUAAAAAACACAAGUCAUUUUUAUGAUAAGCUGUCACAAGUCUUCCAAGUUGUAUUUAUUUUGUUUUAUUUCUAAGCUUGCCUAUAGGCUUCUGUAAAUCAAUAUUUAAGGUUUAUAGUCGUGCUAGUAAGCUGUGUGUUGUUUAUGUGCAAUGUGAUUCAUUUAUCUCCAUAGAUAUGGAGGCAGUGGCAGAGGCAGUAAUGGAUAUGCAGGCUAUCCUGCUAGGAAACAAGACAAAUGUGGACAAGCUAGAAAUGUGGAACACAAAGGGACUAUAUAGUUUGGAACCACAAGUGUUUGCUUUCAUUUUCUCACCUUGCUGUUUCAGCAAAACAGUAGAAGCUGCAACUGUACACUUGACUGUGAUACUUGCCAUGCUGUGUGUUACCAGCAAUACCGAAACUGAUGUGUGUGACUGUAAAUGAUUCCAUCCAUGUGGUAUAAAUAAACAAUGUCA